Messenger RNA from Cygnus atratus (black swan), 3033 nucleotides. RefSeq names its product proline rich transmembrane protein 3 (gene PRRT3). NCBI's taxonomy places the organism in Eukaryota, Metazoa, Chordata, Aves, Anseriformes, Anatidae. The coding region runs from base 1 to 2844 and encodes 947 amino acids. The transcript is spliced from 4 exons. The record is from RefSeq and is a predicted model, not a curated record.
AUGGCUGCAGCGUGGCUCGUCACCUGGGGGCUGUUCCUGGCCACCGGGGUCCCCGCCGGGGCCCGGGGGACGCUGUCAGUAGAGCUGCCGUCGGACGGGACCCCCCAGCAGGGCAGGGUCCCCCUGCAUGCCCUGUCCUGGGGACACCAGCAGCCGGUCCCGUCCCCUGCCUGGGACGCCUCGGGGGAGUUGAGCGGUGCUGGGACCCCCGACAGUGAACACUGGGGGGGCGGCAGCCCCGUGCGCUGGUCCCCGCUGCCACAGCCGGAGGCUGUCACCGGGGCACCCUGGGGGACAGGGAUGAGCCUGGCAGGCAGCGCAGCCCCGGCCGUGGUGGAGGAGCCCUUCAUCGCCUGGCGAGGAGGGGAGGCUGAAGGCCAGGACAGCCCCUGGGGGGGGACAUGGCUGCCCCAUGGCUCUGCACUGGGGACGCCGGCCCCCAAGGUGCCCACGGACACGGGGCCAGGCUCCCCGGGGCCACCCUGGGCUGGGCAGGGAACGUCCCCAUCCAGGCACAGUGCCACCAUGCCAGCCAGGACCCCUGGCCCCCGGCCGACCGUGUCCACCAUCGCCCUGACCCCCGAGCCGUCAGGGGGGACCAGGACGGGGACAGCAGAGGCGCACACACGGGGACAGCCAGCAGCCCCGGGCCCCGCUGGGGAAGUGCAGGAGCUGCGGGGCCCCCCCAGCACUGCCCCUCCAGGGGGCCGGGGGGCCCCGUCCUGGGAGCUGGUGCCCGAGGUGGCCCAGGAGGGCAGGGCUGAGACGUGGACCUGGGCGCUGCCUGCCCACCAGAGGAGCACGCGCAGGGCCCCGCUCAGCAACGCCACCGCCGGGGACACGGCAUCCGCCAGGCCAACGGGGCUGCAGGGACCCCAGCCCACCCCAGGGGCUGCCCUCGGCACCAGCCCCACACCGCUGCCCAUCUCCAGCACGGCCCCCCCGGGCCCUCCCUAUGCAGGGCUGCUCCCUGAGCAGGACGUGGGCUCCCCGCAGCGGGUCCGGGGCGCCGUGGGUCCCGGGAGCAUCCCAAAUGCCACCGUGCCUGCCCCACAGCCGACAACCCAUCCCGUGGCAGGGACAUCCCCCGGGACCAGGCGCCCAGACACCUUGGGGACGCAGCCCCCCGCCGCCAGCACCACCGCGUCCCCCUCGGCCACGUGGCGGCGGGGAGUGGUCUGGGUGACGACGCAGCGCGCCCCGUGGCGUCCCCCGCCACCGGAGCCGGAGCCAGAACCGGAGCCCAGCCACCCGUCACCGGGUGCCAGCGCCUGCCCGGGGUCCUCGUGCGCCGACGGGGGCUCCAACACGACGGCGCUGCGCUGGGCCGAGCUGCGCCGCCCGCUGCGCCUGGCCUGGGCCGCCCACGCCUACGCGGUGGCCGCGCUCUGCCUGCUGCUGGGGCUGGGCUGCCUGGCGGGGCUGGGGGCGGCCGCGGCGCUGCGCCCACCCCACCUGCCCCUGCUGCUGGGCGCCCAGGGGCUGCUGCUGGCCGCCAGCCUCCUGCGGGCCACCCUGCUGCUGGUGGACCCCUACGGGGCGCGAGGCCGCCUGCCGCCCCGCGCCCUGCUGCUGCUCUGCACGGCCCCCUUCCCGCUGCUGCUGGCGGCCUUCGCCCUGCUGCUGCGCCGCCUGCAGCGCCUGGCACAGCUCCGGCUGCUGCCCAGCCCCCUGGGGGGGCUGCCGGCGCUGGGGGCCGCGGCCGCCCUGCAGAGCGGGGCGCCGGCUGCCGCCGACCUGCUGUGGCCGCGCUUGGGCCUGGCCGCCGGGCUGGCGCUGCACGGGCUGGGUUGCGCGGCCGGGGCGCUGCUGCUGCUGCUGGGGGGGUUACGGGGGGGCUGGCGGGCGCUGCGGGCCUCCCGCCGCGAGGGGCCGGGGUUACGGCGAGGGGCGCGGGCGCUGCUGGCGGCGGGGGCGCUGGGGCUGCCCUGCUGCGGGCUGCAGGUGUUCAGCGCCCUGUGGCUGCGCGGCGGCCUGGGGCCCCCCGGGCGCUGCGGCUGGCCCUGCUGGGCGGCGCAGUGCUGGAUGCGGGCCGGGGAGCUGGGUGCCGGGUUGGCCUUGCUGGCGGGCGCCGCCGAGCCCCUGUGGGGCGGCCGGCACGGCGACGCCGCCGGGCACUCGUGCUGGGCCAAGGCGGUGCGGUAUUUCUGCGCCGGGCGCAAGGCCCAGGCCCCCGAGUACCCCAACAACUGCUACGACCGCGCCGAGCGGGCGCCCACCGGCGACAUCUCCAAGAGCCUCAUCCGCAACCCGGCCGAGCAGCUGCCGCUGCGGGCGCUGAAGGACAGCAACGAGGCCCGGGCGGCCACGGCGGGGGGGGCAACGGGGCUCAGCCCCAAGUGUCCCAACGCGGUGGUGGCCGCCCGCGAGCGGGGCUCCUCGGCCUCCCUGGGGGACCUGGCCUUCCGCCCGCCGUCGCCCAUCGACCUCCGGCGCAGCAUCGACCAGGCGCUGUGCCGCCGGCACCUCCUGCGCGAGGGGCUCUUCGGGCGGCCUCGGCGCGGCUCCGGUGCCUCGCUGCACGCCGCCGCCGAGCCCCCCGGGCUGGCUCGCUGCACCUCGCUGACCGAGCUGCCGGGGCCUCGCGGGGAGUCCGUGGCCUCCGCCAGCUCGCUGGAGAGCUCCUCGCUGAAGAUCAGCUGGAACCCCUGGCGCCACGGGCUGUCCUCGCCCGACAGCCUGCCCCUGGAGGAGGCGCCCAGCCGGGCCCAGCUGCUGGCCCACCAGGAGCCCCCCGCGCUCCCCCAGCCCCCCGACUCGGAGCGCGAGGCCCGGCGCAGUUUCCUGGCGCUCAGCAAGCAGGUGGACGCCCGCAGCCUCUCCAGCGACACCAUCGAGCUCUGAGAUGCUGCUCUGGGAGGGGGCGCGGGGCCGGGCAGAGCCGUGUCCUGUCCUCCCCCCCCGCCCCACAGCCCACACCGGGGACCCAGCGGGAUGAGCCCCACGUGGGCCCGAUCCUGCACCCGGUGGGAAGCGGGAGCUGUCCUCGGCUGGCUCCGUUUGUGCCAAAACAGAGAAAUAAAGUUUAUGUCC